Ipomoea nil (Japanese morning glory) is the source of this 1723-nucleotide messenger RNA. RefSeq names its product OTU domain-containing protein DDB_G0284757. Bases 443 to 1528 code for a protein of 361 amino acids. The record is from RefSeq and is a predicted model, not a curated record. Gene Ontology annotation, biological process: protein deubiquitination. The transcript has 11 exons. Gene Ontology annotation, molecular function: cysteine-type deubiquitinase activity. NCBI's taxonomy places the organism in Eukaryota, Viridiplantae, Streptophyta, Magnoliopsida, Solanales, Convolvulaceae.
AGAAUCCGACGCCGUCUCAACUCCUCAUCCAAGACAUUCCCAGUACAUCCCAACCGUCGUUCCCGCCACGUGCCGCUUUCACGGUUCGCCGCAUAAAUAUCCAUAGCGCCAAAAUCAAAAAAAGUCGGUUACACAACCUUCGACGGAAGCGGAACGAAUCGGGCCCCACUCAACCGACUUCUUGAAAUACCGUCCGGCCUGGAAACGCCGCCGUCCGUUUUAUUAAACAACGAUCCAUCUUUUACGACUUUCCGACUGCUCCCACGCCCGCUUCUUGAUAUUGUGACGUGUCAUCUUUUUGGCUCUGAAGCAGAUUGAUAACCGUAGAUUUAUCGCUGCGUUUUUUUUACUUUUUACCAAUCUUCAUCGAUCGUCCCUGAAGAUAUUGCCUUAUCGGAUCAUUUUUACGGCCUGAAUUACUGAGAGAUCCAAGUGUGAUAAAAUGAAAUGUUAUGAGCCAGACCCUGAUGUGGUUCGGUGGGGUCUCCAUCUUAUAGAUGUUUGCUCUAUCAAUGAUGGUGGUUCUCCUGUCACCAUUACUCAGUAUGACAGGGACUUGUCUCAAACUGAACUGAUUAGAGAAGGUUAUAAUGGUACUUCAUACUUACCUCAAACUGAAGUGCUUAGAGAAGGUUAUACUGGUUCUUCAUGCUUACCUCAAACUGAGUUGAACAGAGAAGAUUACUAUGUUCCAUCACAUGCUAAUGUGGAGAACGAUGAGAUAAUUGCUCAUACCCUUCAAGAGGAAUUAUCACGAAUUGCGAUUGCUGAAUCCUCAGGAUCUUCACAUGUAGAGGAAGCACAUCAGAAAGAGUCAGUUCUUUCUCAAGAUUGGCUUGGAUCUUCAAAGAGACACUGCGACUUUGUUGGUCCGAGUGGUCAAACUUUUUUGCCCCAGAUUGAAGAUGAAUCUACUCUUGAUGGUGAAGUGGGCAAAAGAUUGAACCAGUCCCAGAUGGUUGCUGUUCCUCAUGUUCCUAAAAUUAAUGGAGAAAUACCUUCAGUUGAUGAAGCUACUUCAGAUCAUCAGAGGCUGAUGGACAGGCUUGAGCUAUAUGAUCUUGUUGAGUUAAAAGUUUCAGGAGAUGGCAACUGUCAGUUCCGGUCACUGUCAGACCAAAUAUAUCGUAUUACUGACCAUCAUAAGUUUGUAAGGGAACAAGUUGUCAUGCAGCUCAAAUCCCACCCGGAGUUGUACAAGAGUUAUGUUCCUAUGGCUUAUGAUGAAUACCUACGGAAAAUGAGCAAGACGGGUGAAUGGGGCGAUCAUGUCACGUUGCAGGCUGCUGCAGAUGCGUAUGGUUUUAAGAUAUUCAUCAUCACAUCAUUCAAGGAUACAUGCUACAUCGAGAUACUUCCUCACAUGCAGAGAUCGAAGAGAACUAUUUUCUUGAGUUUCUGGGCAGAAGUACAUUAUAACUCCAUAUAUCCACGAGGAGAGUUCCCUACAGUCGAGCAAGACAAGAAGAAGAAGAAAUGGUGGUGGCUUGGGAGUAGCCGUUGGGCGACUUCCCCGACUGAAGUUUGACACAGGAAGUCCCUGUCUCUUCUCUCUGGGGAAGACUGACUGACUGCUAAGGAAAAGCUGCAUCCAUCUGAGUUGAUUGUGUAUAUUGUUAGCUAGUUUUCCCCCCUUUCUGUACAGCAAUUUUGCCUUGAUUAGUCUUUUUGCUCUCUAUUUUUAUCAUUCAAAUUCAUUGGACAAAAACCUUUUCUGCCGAAA